Molecule: messenger RNA, 660 nt
Organism: Penicillium brasilianum
Lineage: Eukaryota; Fungi; Ascomycota; Eurotiomycetes; Eurotiales; Aspergillaceae
Source: the annotation of a GenBank genome assembly
AUGGCAUCCUGCCAGAAUCCUACUGGCGCCUCUCUCGCGUCUCUGAUCAACCAAGAGAUUCCACUGAAUCGGAAACAACGGAUGGUAGUGGAGCGGGUGCUAUGUGACGCUUUAGCCUGGGUGGAUCACCCGUACGAUUCGUCCCUACGCAAACAAACUCUCCUCUAUAUUGGAGGAGAAGGUGGCACUGGUAAGAGCCAGAUCGUCAAGGCAAUUGUUGCUGGCAUGAGCCUUAUCGGACGAAAAGACGAAGUGGUCCUUAUGGCGCCGACAGGUGCAGCCGCCGAUAACAUCGGCGGUAAUACAUACCAUACCUCUUUGGGGAUAUCCAUCGACCGUUCGCGUGAAACCGGAAUGAGAUCCAGAGUGAGACAGCUUUGGUCUCGUAAGACUAUCAUGAUCGUGGACGAAGUUAGCAUGAUGGAUCUACGCAUGAUCAGCGUGAUUGAUAAUCAAUGCAAGAUCGUGAAAGCCCUCGACAGAUCCUCCCCUGAUCUUUUUGGUGGCCUUCCUGUUGUUAUCUUUAUUGGCGAUUUUUUCCAGUUUCCACCUGUUCUGGGACCGGCACUAUGGAGGGAGCCAAGAAGAGGCAUGAAUGAGGAUGAAAAUGGUCGGCUACUCUGGCACCAAUUCAAACAGGUGAUCAUUCUGGAUGAGUAA